GUCGCCCAUUAUCUCUCUAUAUAUGCAGGACGGUGCCCUAUGAUAUAACCGUGUCAUCGCCCAUUCUCUCUCUAUAAGCAGGACGGUGCCCUAGGGUUCGGGGGAGAGAAAACAAGAGAGAGAGAGAUGGCUAUGUUAAAGGCUAAGGAGAUCGUUUCCACCAAUCCAGUCGUCGUCUUCAGUAAAUCGUAUUGUCCGUACUGCGUGAGCGUGAAGAAGUUGCUCACAGAGGUUGGAGCCACUUUCAAGGCUAUUGAGUUGGAUACUGAAAGCGAUGGAAGUGAGGUACAGUCGGCAUUGCGAGAGUGGACUGGACAGCGGACCGUGCCAAAUGUGUUCAUUGGUGGCAAUCACAUUGGGGGCUGUGACGCAACAACUGGUAUGCACAAUCAAGGAAAGCUCGUCCCUUUGCUAACCCAGGCUGGAGCUGUUGCGGGUGGAGCUGUUGCGGCUGGAGCUGUUGCCAAAUCGUCUUCCGCCUCUUAAAUGAGUCAAGUUAUCUGCUUCAAGUUGUCUGCUUUGAUGACUGUAGUAAAUGAUAUAUAAUAAAUGAACAUCUGAGGUUUAUCAUUUUAUGCUGUUUCUGUCUGUUAUGUCUUACUGUGUUCUAAGCUCAUAAACUAAUUGCCUACUUGAUAAAAUAAAAUAAAAAAAUUUGUCUA
Molecule: messenger RNA, 662 nt
Organism: Cornus florida
Lineage: Eukaryota; Viridiplantae; Streptophyta; Magnoliopsida; Cornales; Cornaceae
Product: glutaredoxin
Exons: 4
Coding region: 127-486 (119 amino acids)
Biological process (GO): cellular response to oxidative stress
Cellular component (GO): cytoplasm
Molecular function (GO): glutathione disulfide oxidoreductase activity
Source: RefSeq, a predicted model, not a curated record